ACGCAAUGCGGGCCCGGCGUAUCCCGCAUCCGUGCAUAGGUUAGGCUCGCGGGCCCCGGCGCUCACCUUCGAGGCCUCUUCCGGAGGCGGAGAGACUUAGCGACUGUGCGGAGGAUCCGGUCCCUGGCACGAACAACCACAGGCCGGGGAGAAAGAAUGCAGUUCUAUGUCUCUCGCCUCCUCCUGAUGGUGACGCGGGCGGCCCUGCGGGUGUCAGGUGUUCUUUUCUGGAUCCUAGUUUAUGUCGCCUCUCUGUUGGCAGCAGUCUCCUACCUUCCUGAUGCCCUGAGACUUAUAGCCAGAAGACCAUUCAGGGCAUUUUACUGGAAGCAACGCAGGACUGCCCCACCCUGUUUAACAAGCAGCAAGCAUGGGCAGCAUGGAUACAUUCGGAUAAAGAAUUCUGGGAUGCGCUUCCAUUAUGUGGCAUCUGGAGAAAAAGGGAGCCCAUUAAUGCUGCUCCUCCACGGCUUCCCUGAAAACUGGUACUCCUGGCGGUACCAGCUGGAUGACUUCUCCCGGGGAUACUGGGUGGUCGCGGUUGACCUCAGAGGGUUUGGAGGCUCAGAUGCACCUUCUGAACUGCUUGAUUACAAAAUGGAGACUCUUCUGCAGGAUGUUAAAGAUCUCAUUACAGGAUUUGGUUACUCAAGCUGUGUUCUAGUUGGUCAUGACUGGGGGGGCACCUUGGCGUGGACAUUCGCAGUCCGUCACCACAACAUGGUCUCUCGUCUCAUAGUUAUGAAUGCACCUCAUCCAUCAGCCUUUCAUGAUUACAUUCUGGCUCAUCCAUCUCAGCUAUUCUUAUCCCGCUAUGUCUUCCUAUUCCAGUUACCUAUUCUACCUGAAAUCCUGCUGUCUUUGGCUGACUUUGAGUACAUCAGGAAGCCUCUGGUGGAUGACUCAAUGGGAAUCCAGAAUAAGCAGCGGAGACUUACCAGUGAAGAGACCGAGGCUUUUAUUUAUUACCUGUCACAGAAAGGAGGCAUGACACCCCCUCUUAACUACUACAGAAAUCUUUUUGGGUUUUUUCCAGUGAAAGCCCAGGAUGUACUUGUUCCUACGUUGCUGCUGUGGGGCGAGCUUGACGUAUUUCUAGAGGCAGCAAUGGUCCCAGAGAUGAAACAAUAUGUCCAUGCUCCUUUUCGGGCUGAGAUUAUACAACAUGCAAGCCACUGGCUACAGCAGGAUCACCCCGAAGAGGUCAACAGGCUCAUGAGGGAUUUUUUAAGCCAGGAGAUGCCAGUAUCUACACACCAUGGACAUAUAUAAGAAGUAUUGGUAAACUGAAUAUGACCGAAGUGCCUAAUUUUCCUUCGUGGAUAUGAUCAGUUGCUUACCCUGGAUUUUAAAACUGCAGUGGGCUGCCAUGUUUGUUGGCACCCAUGGACAAAGUGGCAUUAUUUUUUAACUUGAAAGAAGGUGCAAUUCUAUAAAGACUGUCCCAGAGGAGUAAAAUAAGGGUCUCGUCAGAUGUAUGGAAUGAAGCCAAAUCUUCAUGUUUGCAGAGAUAUGAAACACAAACCGUCCUAAGGAUAAAUGAAUGCUGUGCAACCACAGCUAAGUCACGGAAUGGAGACCAGAAUGUAUUGCUCCCUGAGUAUCAAUUACAUCAUUUUCUGCUGCUAAACUAUUUUUAAUACAUACAAUAUAAUAUGUGUAAAACUGUGCACAUAUCUGUAUUUCCUUGUUUGAAGAGCCUUAAUCCAUGUCCAUGAGGCCACACAGAAAUAAUUGACACUAAGAAAUCUGUACUUUGUGCUUUUGGAAUUGAUAAGCUGCUUACUAGACAUCUCAAUAGCUACAUACACAAUCAAAAUGCUUAUAUGUUUACUGAUUUACCUGCUAGAGAAUCUGUAAUUAAAGGAGAGGAACAGCCAAA
Molecule: messenger RNA, 1882 nt
Organism: Rana temporaria (common frog)
Lineage: Eukaryota; Metazoa; Chordata; Amphibia; Anura; Ranidae
Gene: EPHX3
Product: epoxide hydrolase 3
Exons: 8
Coding region: 157-1272 (371 amino acids)
Molecular function (GO): hydrolase activity
Source: RefSeq, a predicted model, not a curated record